This is a messenger RNA of Phaeoacremonium minimum UCRPA7, 255 nucleotides long. Its product is annotated as putative allantoin permease protein. The coding region runs from base 1 to 255 and encodes 84 amino acids. Gene Ontology annotation, biological process: transmembrane transport. Gene Ontology annotation, cellular component: membrane. NCBI's taxonomy places the organism in Eukaryota, Fungi, Ascomycota, Sordariomycetes, Togniniales, Togniniaceae. The record is from RefSeq and is a predicted model, not a curated record. The transcript is spliced from 2 exons. Gene Ontology annotation, molecular function: transmembrane transporter activity.
AUGACGCAACCGUUCAAGUCCGUUCUUGAUGAUGUCAAUGACCUCAUCUGUGUCCAGUAUGUCCAGCUCCCCUUCAUCCCUACCAUCUACACGCUGGGUACGUUGGUUGGCAUCAUCGGCACCUCGGCCACAGCCGUCAUUUACGGAGAGCUGAUAUGGAACCCGCUGAACAUCUACAUCCGCUGGCUCGAGACGGACUCGAGCGGAGGGCGGGCAGGAGCAUUCUUCUGCGGCGUCGCAUGGGCUAUUUUGUAG